Lactuca virosa is the source of this 609-nucleotide messenger RNA. NCBI's taxonomy places the organism in Eukaryota, Viridiplantae, Streptophyta, Magnoliopsida, Asterales, Asteraceae. The record is from the annotation of a GenBank genome assembly.
AUGGAUUCUCCGAUUAGUGUUGUUCCGACUCCCUAUCAGUUCGAUGUUCUUCAGCAUAAGUAUGGGUUUCUGCCAGAAGACGGCAUGACAUUCCGUGGUGAGAAUGAUAGUUUCAUCAAUCCUCAUGCAGGGAAGAUUGGCAUUUAUGUGAAGCAUUUCGAUGAUGGAUAUCGUAUUCCAAAGUGUGACUUUUUCCGAGAAGUUCUUCAUCAUCAUAAAGUUCAUAUUAAUCAACUGGUGCCAAACAGAGUGAACAAGGUAGUUGCGGUCGAGAUGUUGUGUCGUGCCCAUGGGAUUGCUCCCGAUUUGUGGCCUUCCAGGUCUGCCUUGAUUGAUCCUUGGACUUUGGAUGGAGUUGUGGAGUCUUCCGACAAGAAAAUUGUUGAGGAGGAAGUUAUGGAAGAUAACAAGGAUGGGAUUAUUCCUAUGGUGAAUAAACACAAAGCAGUCUGGCAGAGUGUGAGUGAUGCAGAUGCAAGGGAUCUUGCUCUUGUGUGGCGCUUGCGUCCGCGCCAUUUGGAUGGUGGUAGCUCCAAGAUUGGAACUGUUCAAAAUGAGGUUAUAGAUAUCGUGGAUAACCGGAAUGUGGAGGAGAAUGUUGUUCUUUGA